UGCAAGUGAUCAAGUAUCAAGUAAGCUCGCUGCAGUAGAGCAACGCCCGAUGUGCCCAUCAGAUCUGGAAUAAAAUCAUACAAUCUUUGUAACAACAAAGUGCUCGUUCGAAAAAUUCCGCGGUUCAGUAUUUCCGUCAGAUCCACGGUAACCGUACCGAGAGUGUUAAUCGUCAUCAACAGACCGACGAAAAGAAAACAACAUCAUGUUUUGGGAUUCUAUGAGUAACUCUUGCGGAACUUGCGAAUCUACAAGAAUGUCGAAAAACGGGCAGUGCUGCAGUGUCUACCCCAUGGAGGAGUCCUUCACUGAGAAGGAAAACCAGAGCUUCACAAGUCCGAGGAGGAAGUUCGAUUCUGACUUAUCGAUGUACGAGAGUAAUAGUCCAGCUCGUAUGUCAUGCGAUGGUUCGCCGACUCAUUGCUCGUACACGCUGAGACGUCCGUUGGAAGAUCACGACCACAACUCGCAAGAUUCCGGAUACAGUGCAUGCGAAUCGAGCAGAACCUCGCCGAAGAGCAAGGGCCUGUCCUUCGUGUCGCUGAUCUCGAACGAUGAAGAAUUUUUGGACAUUUCCGAAUUGGAGCAGGAGAACGAAUCCAACAAUUUACCUGGUGAUUUCAACAAGUUGAUUACCGGAACCAUAAAGGAGACAAAGAAAUCGCCAGAGAUGGUCCUCGCUCGUCCAACGAUGCGCCGCGCUCUAUCCAUGAUCGCUAGCAGCAACACGCCGAAUUCCAGCAGGGUUCGAUCAUGCCUAUUCAAGAUGAACGAAGAGGUCGAAAUCAGAAAUUUUAAACGUCCGGAGCCGCCAACUGACUUGCAGAGCCCCGUUAACACAAAGAGGAGUCGCCUGUUUCACGAAGAUCAAGUCAUUCAACGCAUCCCGGCCAAGCCCCUCUUCCAACGCAGCAUCUCUUCCACGGAAGAUAGCAUCAAGUCGGCUCUGCAGCGCUCCACCACUGACGCUGAUUUAAUCGGCGACUUCAGCAAAGCAUUCUGCCUGCCUUUAAUCCCUGGUCGCCACCAAGAUUUAAAAUCAAUCACUCCGUCUACGUUGGCCGGCAUCAUCCGAGGAGACUACAGCAUGGUCGCCUCUUUCAAGAUCAUCGACUGCCGUUACCCGUACGAAUUCGAAGGCGGCCACAUCGCCGGAGCGCAAAACCUCUACACCAAGCAGCAGGUCCAAGAGGAGCUGCUCAACCUGAAGACAAAGAACGGCCAACCUGAGACCCAAGAAGCUCAGAAAAGACACAUCAUCGUCUUUCACUGCGAAUUCUCCAGCGAACGUGGACCCAAUCUAUCUCGCUACUUGCGCAACAUUGAUAGAUCACACAACAAAGACUGCUAUCCGUCCCUACAUUUUCCGGAGGUGUACCUCCUGGACGGCGGCUACAAGAAAUUCUACGAGAGCUACGGACAUCUGUGCGCGCCCAACGCCUACCUGCCCAUGUCACACCCUGAUUAUGCCAAAGAGUUGCGCAUUUUCAGAGCAAAAUCAAAGACUCUUAACUCUGACGCCAAACAGAAGACCACCUUCAGGUCAUCUUCCUUCAAGCGACUUUAAUCACCAAGAGUCCGCUGCAACCAUCUAGUACAAAUCGUUCGAGUUUCUGGAAAUUCAUAGACUUGAACAUCCUUGGGCAAAAUACUUGUAAAUAUUGUAUAUACUUAUAAAAGAAUAUUAUAUUAUCUUGUACAUAUGUGCGCGGGCAUGAUUCGAAUUUGAUCGGGACCAUAGACCUAGUCUAUAUAUCCCGUUGUACAUAUAUGAAGGCCCUAAUAGCUUGUGCCCUCCGAAAAUGGUUAGGAUUGGUCAACCGCAAUGCUUUUUACACCAAAGUUCUUUUUAUUAUUAUUUUAAUAUUUUUUUUUUAUUAUUAUUCUUUUUAUUAUUUUGUUUUGUUAUCGGCGACUGCCGGCCGCAGUCUUUCCUGUGCAAUCCAACAUAUACAGUUUUUUUUUUGUAUAUGUAUUAUUGUGAUCUGGGCUCGCUUAAGAAUUCGCUAUGCGCUCCGAUUGCGAUCAAUGUUUACUUUCCAUAUUAUUUUUUUCUAUCGAUGUGUUACUGUUCAUUUUAUUCAACUAAUUAUAUUUCAGUAUUGACUAUUUGUUUCCUGGUGUUACGUGCACAAAUACCAAUUUUUUUUUUAAACGGUGUUCGUCAAUGAUCGAGGAAAUUGAAUAAAAAAAAACUAAAAAUUGUACAAAGGAAAAUUUAUAAUAUUAGUAUAUCGAGAAUGAGAAUUCCGUUUUAUGUUUGUGACACUGUUUCAAUGUGAUGUUUAGACUGAUACAAUUCCUCGAUCUUUGCAAUAAUAUUUU
Nicrophorus vespilloides is the source of this 2325-nucleotide messenger RNA. RefSeq names its product M-phase inducer phosphatase-like. NCBI's taxonomy places the organism in Eukaryota, Metazoa, Arthropoda, Insecta, Coleoptera, Silphidae. The record is from RefSeq and is a predicted model, not a curated record. The transcript is spliced from 3 exons. The coding region runs from base 206 to 1567 and encodes 453 amino acids. Gene Ontology annotation, biological process: G2/M transition of mitotic cell cycle; positive regulation of G2/MI transition of meiotic cell cycle; protein dephosphorylation. Gene Ontology annotation, cellular component: nucleus; cytoplasm. Gene Ontology annotation, molecular function: protein tyrosine phosphatase activity.